Molecule: messenger RNA, 579 nt
Organism: Brassica napus (rape)
Lineage: Eukaryota; Viridiplantae; Streptophyta; Magnoliopsida; Brassicales; Brassicaceae
Product: proteasome subunit beta type-3-A-like
Exons: 6
Coding region: 65-418 (117 amino acids)
Cellular component (GO): proteasome core complex
Source: RefSeq, a predicted model, not a curated record
CCAAACACUGUACCAGCGCCUUGUGUUCCGUCAUAAGCUGUACCAGCUUCGGGAAGAGAGAGACAUGAAGCCUGAAACUUUCGCCAGUCUCGUCUCCGCCAUUAUUUACGAGAAGAGAUUUGGUCCUUACUUGUGCCAACCAGUGAUUGCUGGAUUGGGAGAAGAUGACAAGCCCUUCAUCUACACCAUGGACUCCAUUGGUGCCAAGGAGUUGGCUAAAGAUUUCGUUGUAUCUGGAACGGCUUCAGAAUCACUGUAUGGGGCCUGCGAAGCAAUGUACAAGCCAGACAUGGAAGCCGAGGAACUGUUUGAGACGAUUUCACAAGCACUUCUGUCGUCAGUUGACCGAGAUUGUCUGAGUGGUUGGGGAGGGCAUGUCUACGUUGUAACACCAAGGAGAUUAAAGAGAGGAUCCUAAAGGGAAGGAUGGAUUGAGCAGAUUCAUCACUAUCUGCUUGUAUCCAAGUUGUUGUUUUUUGUUGUUGCUGUAAUCUGUUUUUAAUUAGAUUUUAACCAUCGUUUAAUCAUAUUCCUUCUCUGAAAUUUGGAGUUCUGGAUGAAGUUUAAUUUCCAAAACUA